Messenger RNA from Halteromyces radiatus, 579 nucleotides. RefSeq lists its product as uncharacterized. Bases 11 to 451 code for a protein of 146 amino acids. Lineage: Eukaryota; Fungi; Mucoromycota; Mucoromycetes; Mucorales; Cunninghamellaceae. The record is from RefSeq and is a predicted model, not a curated record. Gene Ontology annotation, molecular function: structural constituent of ribosome. Gene Ontology annotation, biological process: mitochondrial translation. Gene Ontology annotation, cellular component: mitochondrial large ribosomal subunit. The transcript has a single exon.
UUUUUUUUUAAUGUACAACUCUAUGAACACAAGACUGAUGAAUACAACUACAACUUUACGUACCUUCCGAGUCUUCACACAACAUCAUUGUUCAAAACGAUUGGCAUCAACUCAAACUAGCCAUGCCAAACCAGAACAAUUUUUACAAACCAUCGUAUUAAGCAAUGGUGCAACAUACACUGUACGGACAACAUCUCCUGUUCGCUCACAAAUUCGACUAACCAAAGAUACUCGAAACCAUCCUUUAUGGAAUCCUGCCAUGUUGAAGGAAGGUGUAACUGAUGAAAGUGAACAAUUGACUAAAUUCCAAAAACGUUUUGGUGAUACAGAUUUGGCUGACAUUAGUUGGAUUGAAAGCGAAGAAACUGUAUCUGCUGCAAUGAAGAAGGUUAUUGCUAGUGGUGGUACCAAGGUGACAUCCUCUGCUAAGGCCAAGGGAAAGAAGAAAUAGAUAGAUAGAUUUUUAUUUUUAUUAGAUUAUGAUUAUUAUUUGUACACAUCCACCACGAAUGUAUUUAUAAAUAUAUUGAAUAAACAAUGUUGGUACUUCACUGUAUCAACAUUCUUUUUUUUUAUUUA